AUGUCAGUCCGGCAAAGGAGGCCUUCGGCAACCGAAGUCAUCACAGAUGCAGCCAAGAGCCUCGAGAAGAAGAUCGAAAGUGCUCUGACUGUGCUCUGGGAUGAUCUUCCAUCAUGGCAGCAGGACAACCACUACAUUCAGUCCGGGUAUCGACCCGCGUCCGCGUCUUUCAGGAGGUCUUUUGCCAGCUUGGGCUAUUUGCACAAUGAGUCGGUCAACAUAUACUCUCACUUUGUCGGAGCAGUCGUAUUCUCGGGCUUGGCUGUUGUCUUGUAUACAGCGAUCAAGCCAAGAUAUGACACUGCGGCAACGUCGGAUAUUUGGGCAUUUGCCUGCUUCUUUACUGGAGCUGCUUUGUGUUUAGGGAUGUCCGGAACGUACCACACUAUCUCGAACCACUCUCCAAUUGUCAGCAGAAUGGGAAAUAAGCUGGAUUAUGUUGGGAUUGUCUUUCUCAUAACUGGAAGCUUCAUCCCAAGCGUAUUCUAUGGCUUCUAUUGCCAUCCUCAUCUGCAGGAGUUCUAUUGGACCAUGAUAUGCUCAAUUGGCCUUGGAUGCGCCUGUGUUUCCAUCUUUGAUCGAUUCAGAACCCCAGCCUGGCGUCCAUACCGAGCUGGGAUGUUCGUUGCAAUGGGUCUCUCUGCGAUCUUUCCAGUGUUUCAUGGUCUCGAGCUUUACGGGGCCGACGAGAUGCGUAACCGCAUAGGAUUGACUUGGCUGGUUCUGCAAGGGUUCUUGUACAUCAUGGGGGCAGGUCUAUAUGCUGCUCGCUGGCCCGAACGAUCAUGGCCAGGCUCUUUCGACAUCUGGGGGAGUUCGCAUCAGAUCUUUCAUGUGCUUGUUGUUAUGGCUGCAGCAUCGCAUUUGUACGGCUUGCUGAAGGCGUUCGACUACCACCACGGAGCCCUGGGCUUGAAAUGCUAG
Hyaloscypha bicolor E is the source of this 924-nucleotide messenger RNA. Its product is annotated as HlyIII-domain-containing protein. Gene Ontology annotation, cellular component: membrane. Gene Ontology annotation, molecular function: signaling receptor activity. Lineage: Eukaryota; Fungi; Ascomycota; Leotiomycetes; Helotiales; Hyaloscyphaceae. The transcript has 3 exons. The record is from RefSeq and is a predicted model, not a curated record. The coding region runs from base 1 to 924 and encodes 307 amino acids.